AUGGAGUGGCCUCGCGCGGGACACUUGCUGACCUGCUUCACUGAGGGCGGGCGCGGGACGGGCGCGCGUGGGAGGGCCUGUGCUGUCCGGGCUGCCAGGCUGCCCAGGGGCGGAUGUCAGGGUGCCAGGGCCGCAGUGCCCACAAAGCCGCAGUGCGUGCCGCAGUGCCGGGCCGCCGCCGCCGCCGCCGCCGCCGUCGCCGCCGCGAGAGCCUUGCAGAAAGGGUCCCCGGGGGAAGCGUCCGGGGCCAGCACCUCGCGGCCCGCGGGGCAAGACGGGGCCGCUGCCUCCCCGCUCCCUACCCAGUCCGGCAGGAAGGGCGGCAAGGGCGGCAAGGGCGUGAGGAAGGACCGGGGCAGGCGGGCAGGCCGCGUCAAAGGCAAGGGCGGCACGCGCCGAGACACCCAGGAGGAGGCGGACCCCUCCCGCCCCCAACACCGCGGCCCCCCAGACAAGGGGGACGCUGGGCCCAAGGAUGUGGCCCCAACUCCAGAGACCCCGCCCACCGACCCACCCCCGCCCCAUGCUGACAUCCCCGCACCCCGCCCCCGCCCCGCCCCGCCCCGCCCGCCAAGCCAGAUGUCUUCCAGCCCCGCCCGCCCCCUCACCCCCCAGCAGGAUCCCGAGGGAGUCCCGGCCGCGGCGAGAGGGGGAUGGGCGCGAGGGACCGGAGGGGGCGCUGUGCCCCCGGGAGGCGCUACUGUCGCGGUGGAUCGAGGCGCGCGCCGCUGCGGGCCAGACAGGCGCGGGGCGCCCCAGGACCCUGCUGGCGCCGCGCCUUAA
This is a messenger RNA of Portunus trituberculatus (swimming crab), 783 nucleotides long. RefSeq names its product translation initiation factor IF-2-like. Lineage: Eukaryota; Metazoa; Arthropoda; Malacostraca; Decapoda; Portunidae. The transcript has 3 exons. Bases 1 to 783 code for a protein of 260 amino acids. The record is from RefSeq and is a predicted model, not a curated record.